CAGCUGCAAAUCAUCAAGCAGGACGGGAAACAUGACAAGAAGCGCAGAAUGAGACCCGCUGUUAUAAUCAGCUGUUUUUUAGUUAACGCCAUCCUUCAGACAGGUCAGUUGGCUCUAAUAGAAACAAAGGAGACUGUGUGGGCAGCAGUGGGUGAUCAAGCCUCUCUAAGCUGUCAGCUCAUUGAGGAUAAAGAUGUCCUCCAGAUCACCUGGCAGAAAGUUCUCCCAUAUGCAGAGAAGAAUCUCGCCACCUACACCAAGAAAUAUGGUUACAGCGUGAGAGUUGAUCUGGCAGAGAAGAUGGAUUUUCAGUGUGAAGAUCUUCAGAGCUGCUCCAUGGUGAUCAGGAAGGUGAUGGAGGAGGAUGAAGGCUGCUACAGGUGUCUGUUUAUCACCUAUCGUACAGGAAUCCUGAUUGCCAGGACCUGCCUCAGACUCUAUGAGCUGUAUGAUCCCGUCCUUGAUGUCAGCAGAUCAAAGUCUCCUGCAGAGUCAGUUGUGUCCUGUUCAGCCACAGGUCGACCUGCUCCCACUGUAACACUGACUGUUCUACAGCAGAACCUCAGCUUCUCCCACUACAACAGCAGCAGUGUGACUCACAGCAACGGUACAGUCACCGUCACCACCACAGCUCUGCUGUCAGCUUCCAGCAGCACACAGGUUGGAUGUUCAGUGUCAGUGCUCUCUGCUGCUCCCAGAGAGAAGCUGAUCACCGUUCCUGGAGUUAAAGGAACAUCUGAUGAUGGUUUUGAUGUAGAAUCUGCUUCAAAUAACAGUGCUGUUGCAUGGUGUAUAAUCAGUGGAUUCAUGGUUUGCAUCGUUGCUUUUCUCAUCAUUUUAUGGUUCACAAAAAGGGCAGAAAAAAGGUAUUUCUUUCACACAGUGUCUGAAUUGUCACCUGGAUGUUCAACUCAGCAGAUUAUUGUUUGUCAGUUUGCUCUAAUAGAAACAGUGGAGACUGUGUGGGCAGCAGUGGGUGAUCAAGCCUCUCUAAGCUGUCAGCUCACUGAGGAUAAAGACGUUCUAAAGAUCACCUGGCAGAAAGUCCGCCAUAAUGAACAGAAGAGUCUUGCCUCCUAUACAAAAGACUAUGGUUACAGAGUGAGACUUGACCUGAAGGACAAGAUGGAUUUUCUCUGUGAAGAUCUUCAGAGCUGCUCCAUGGUGAUCAGGAAGGUCAUGGAGGAGGAUGAAGGCUGCUACCAAUGUCUGUUUAGCACCUAUCCUAGAGGAAUCCUGAUUGUCAGGACCUGCCUCAGACUCUAUGGUGAGGAAAGGAGGCAUGCUGCAAAGGAUAUUAUCAGCGUCCAUUGGCCUAUUACGCCCCCUAGUGUCGGAAAGAUAGUUCGGUUGGAUGAGCCGCGAUUGAAAACCCCGGUGAUCCAGACACUAGAUACCAUCUACAGCGCUUUGAAUUCUGCCAAU
Molecule: messenger RNA, 1425 nt
Organism: Cyprinodon variegatus (sheepshead minnow)
Lineage: Eukaryota; Metazoa; Chordata; Actinopteri; Cyprinodontiformes; Cyprinodontidae
Product: OX-2 membrane glycoprotein-like
Exons: 7
Molecular function (GO): cell-cell adhesion mediator activity
Source: RefSeq, a predicted model, not a curated record